Molecule: messenger RNA, 3360 nt
Organism: Serendipita indica DSM 11827
Lineage: Eukaryota; Fungi; Basidiomycota; Agaricomycetes; Sebacinales; Serendipitaceae
Source: the annotation of a GenBank genome assembly
AUGCCUCCCACCUUUCAAGUCUCCAAUGACCCCUUGUUCAAAGUCAGACUGCUCGCGGCACUACGAAACGGGGACCCUGCUAUUAUCGUUCCGCUCAUCUCUGACAUAAACAAGAGCACCCGCGCUUCUCUUGACUCGGCAGACGCUGGUGCAGCGGCGUUGCAUCUCGCAAUUCGAUGUGCAAGCUGUGACACGAUCCUGUUGCUCUUGCAACAGCGACCUAUUUCUCCAAACGCAAUCGAUCCACCAGGGUCUGGAACAACAGCACUACAUCUAGCCGCUUCCAUUGGAAGAGCAGAUGUUGUGUCGUUGCUGUUGCAGGAAGAGGAGAUUGACGAUACACUCCGAGAUGCGCAUGGCAAGACCUGUCUGGACGUGGCAAAGACCAAGGAUGUCGUACGUAUCAUUAAAGACUCGAGAAACGUUCUCAAUGCAAACUACCUCUCUCUCUUGCGAGGCUAUAUUAUGUCGUCGGUAAACACACCACCUCCAGAAGCUUUGACCAAACUUCUCCAAUCCCCGCGAGUUCGAAACAUUGAUAUGAACCAGAUGGAUAUGGCUUCUGGGACAACACUCCUUCAUGAAGCUGUCAAACGGAAAGAUCUCAGCUUGAUUGAAUUAGCUGUACGGGCGGGUGCUGAUGUAUUCGUGCGCGAUAAACGAGGCCGCGGCGUGACAGAAAUGGCAGGCAAAGACGAUAGGACGAAGGCCUAUCUGCGACAAUUCACCAACCAAGACACCACACUUCUUGAACCAAAUGCAGUCCAAACAGAGGAACCGACGAUGCGCGGAUAUCUGACCAAGUACGGAAACCUUGCAAAGGGCUAUAACACUCGGUGGUUCGUUUUGAAAGAUGGAAUGCUGUCAUACUACAGGCAUCAAGACGAUGAGAACCUUGCCUGCAGAGGUUCUUUGUCAAUGAGGAAUGCGAGAGUGAAGACAUCACCGACUGAUAAACUCCGGUUCGAAAUUCAUGCCUCGACGAGGAAUGGAGAAGGAACCCCCGAGAAAUGGUAUAUGAAGGCCAAUCAUGCCGUGGAAGUGUCUCGCUGGGUUCAGUCAAUCCAAAGAUCGAUCGAAUGGAAUCGAAGAGGAAAAGGAGCGGAUCCGGAUGCAGCCAGCAUUCGAUCAACCGGCACGGAUCAAGGCACAACGCGCACGUCAAGUUCCGGGAAGAAGCGGUUUAGUAAAGCUGGCUCAGUCUUGAGCGGCAUCAAGCGUCCCAAAGUCUCUCGACCAGAUUCCCCUGUUCCAGACCAACAAGAUGAAAUCGCGCGUGACGAAGAAGGGGAUGGAUCCGAUGAGGAGCGGUCAUGGACCGCACCCACCGACCAGGAUACACCACCUCAUCAAGAUGCCUUUGAUCUGACCGGGAACACUAUCUCAACGCACCUGGAUCUUGCCUUGCAAAUCUUAGGCAGUGGGUCCUCGACGUCGAGGACCGAAGAAUCGCAGGUUACGCUGACAGCGUCCUUGUCCCAAGCCCAAACCAUGUUGGCAGAAUACACCAAGAUGGUUCAUGACAGAGAAACGUGGUACAAGGCUAAAAUCUCUCGCGAGCGCGAACGAGCUGCCAUCUGGGAGGACAGCCUUCAGAAAGUUGUUCAGCAAGGCGAGGAGCUAGAGGAAGAAUUGAAGAAGACGAUCCGCCAGAAUAAGGACCAGAGACGCAGGUCCAGAAUGUUUGAAGUCGACACCGAAGCCACAGUACGCCAGAAGUCCCCUAGAGCGGCUACGUUCACUAGUUCCGCGGAAGUGACGUUGGGCGCGUCGCUUUCCCCAGUAGUCGAGAAGUCUCCGGUCAUGAUGGUGCCCACAGAAGUGCCCGCUUCCCCUAACUCAGCUGCAACUCCUGCAACCUUUACAUCUCCACCUCCGACUGCAAUGACACUCGCACGAAGAAUGUCCUCCACGUCAUUUGAUUCGGACUCAGACGAAUUCUUCGAUGCCAUAGAAGCCAACGCUCUUCCAAAUAUGCACAUCCCGGAGGUGCUCCAAACUCACCUCGUCGAGACAGCUGGUCGUCCAUGGUUGGACCCGGAAACGUUUGCCGGCUAUCAGCAUCUCCGCGAACGCCUGAGCCUGGACGCAGACAACCGACCUCCCGUUUCUCUAUGGGCUGUACUCAAAGGGUGCAUUGGGCAGGAUCUGAGUCGCAUCAGUUUUCCUGUGUUCUUCAAUGAGCCGACGAGUAUGUUACAACGCAUGGCGGAAGACAUGGAGUUCUCAGAAUGCUUGGAUGUUGCUGCAAAGGAGCGCGAUCCCUUUUUGCGAAUCGCUUACGUAGCGGCAUUUGCAAUGUCGAACUAUUCCAGCACAAUUGGCCGCAUUGCAAAACCUUUUAAUCCGUGCUUGAGCGAGACCUUUGAGUACGCUCGGGUCGAUAAGCAAUUCAGAUAUAUCUCUGAAAAGGUCAUCCAUCAACCCCCGGUCACGGCUUGUAUGGCUCAGUCUCCGAACUGGCAAUACUAUGGCGAGGUCGAUGCGAAGAACAAGUUCUCGGGCAAGUCUUUUGAGAUUCGACCCACUGGUAUCGCACAUGUCGACCUAAAGCUGCCAAAAGACUGGGCGCCCAACUAUCCAGAGGUCAUUGAUGAUCCAACAAAGGUCACCGAGCACUAUAGCUGGAAAAAAGUUACCACAAACGUAUCCGGGUUCAUCUUAGGAGCUCCGACUAUCGACCACUAUGGCGAAAUGACUAUUAUCAACCACAGAACCAAGGACAAAUGCGUCCUGACAUUCAAGCCCCGCGGUUGGAAAGCUCGUGACUCUUUUGAGAUAAAGGGCCAGGUUCUUAAUGCACGAGGAGAGCCUCAGUAUGAUAUCGCAGGAAGAUGGAGCAGUCAAUUAGUUGCCCGUCGGACGGGCAACCAUACCGCCGACCUCUUGCCAGAUGUGACAGUGAAUCACACAUCACAAAGUCAUGAAUUUAUCCUCUUAUGGCGCAACUCGGAGAAACCACCAGCACCUUUCAACCUCACACCCUUUGCAAUUACACUCAAUGACUGCCCAGAUACGCUCAAGAAGUACCUCCCGCCGACGGAUUGUAGACUUCGCCCAGAUCAGCGAGCGUUUGAAGAGGGACAGUAUGAGAGAGCCAAUGUGCUCAAAAUGGAACAGGAAGAGUUCCAGCGGGCCACAAGGAGACGAAGAGAACGAGGAGAGAUACCGCCCCAUAAACCACGCUGGUUUGAGGCAAAGGUGGAGCCAGACUCUGGCGAGCGGUACUGGGCUCCUCUCAUGAAGGGGAGUCAGCUGGAGUACUGGUAUCAGCGAGAGAAAGUCACGAAAGCAAUCCAGGCGGGCAUGUCCGCUGAGUGGGAAGGGGUCGACAGGAUUUACAUCGACUCUGAGUUUUGA